Paramecium sonneborni is the source of this 652-nucleotide messenger RNA. The record is from the annotation of a GenBank genome assembly. NCBI's taxonomy places the organism in Eukaryota, Ciliophora, Oligohymenophorea, Peniculida, Parameciidae.
AUGUACUCUUAAGGAAUGUUCAACAGCUUAAUUAACUAUAAAUACAGUACAUAGUUGCUGUCAGUAUUUUGGAGAUUCAUGGGAUUUAAACUUAAGAAUAAUGAAUCAGUAAUGGAUAAGUUAACUUAAAUAAUAUAGAUUGUUUUCGGAAUCUUGAAAAAAUAUGUGUAAAAAAAAAUAUAUGAGAAUGGACCUUCUCAUUCUUAAAAUGAUUCUGAAUGCACAACAUUCCUUCAUAUUUGUGAAAAAGGUGAUUUUUGUAUAAAAGGAUGUUUAGGUUAUUAUUAUGCUAUAGAAUCAGUUGUACAUCUAUAUUUUAAGAUAAAAGGUGUGUAACAAAUGGAAAGCAAUGUUUUUAUAGAACAACUUGUGGUGAGCAUAUAAAUAUGAUUGAUGGAUGUACAGAUGAUAAAAUAUAUUAAAUCCAUUUAUAUGGAUCAAUGAUCAAUGCUAUACCAUAACCUGCGAAACUGCUUCUUUGUGGUAAUGGGAUUGUUUCAACCAAAGAUCAAUAUUGUGAUAAUGGCAAUUAUUUACCAAAUGAUGGUUAUUAUAAAUACAAAGUGCAAUGUCCAGAAGGAUGCUAUAUUUGUAAAGGUAAUUGUGUUAAGAAUUUUAUAAGAUAGGAUGGUAUUUGUAUUACAAAAUGUGA